This is a messenger RNA of Durusdinium trenchii, 1263 nucleotides long. The record is from the annotation of a GenBank genome assembly. NCBI's taxonomy places the organism in Eukaryota, Dinophyceae, Suessiales, Symbiodiniaceae.
UGGGUGGAUGACGAUCGUUUCCGAUCAUGAACGGCGAAGUUUCGUGUCUUACAGGACUGGUGAAGCAUUUCUGGCACUGACACAGUGCUUGCAAAGUGGAUGACCCUUCAAAACUACUUUGAACCAGCGUUUGCUAUGGUACGUGUGUUGGCUCAAGUACUGCGAAAGCAGACCCCGCACAUUGAAGCUGGCUUGGUCCACCAGGCCAUGGACUUGGAAGCCCGUGAGCAUGAAGCCAGACCUUUGCUUGGAAACUUCGACAACAAUAAACUGGCCACCGUCGCCAGCAAGCAGGAGGCAUACUUGGCCUCCGUGAACGCACGGAACUUUGGCUGGCAUUUGCUGAUGCUUAUUCCUGCUCCUCAGAUUCUCUUCAUGGGUCUCCUCUUCUUCGUGAACCGAUUUCUGUACUGGCACUCGCUGAUCGUGAUAUUCUUUGCAGCCAGCUUUGUGCUGGUGUCCUUGUGGGCCAUGCAGAACUACAAGCAGAUGUGGCGACAGCGUUUGGCCAAGUUGACUUUGAUGGCUGCUGCAUGUGGCCUUCUCACAGGAUGCAGUAUUUACUACAGUUGCACCAUUUACUACUUCCACUACAAGCACGCUUCAACAUAUGCUAGCGUGGUGCCAUCGCAGUCUGCGGAGAGCAUAUUGGAUGCUGGCAUUGUCAGCUUUGCUGUUGGCAGUAUGGUUGACCGAAGCAGAUCGGUGGGGUUUCAGUCCUCUGCUGGUUUUCUAGUUUGUGUAGCGCCCAUUGUGGACGGAUCAAUGAGUCCGGGAUCUCUCACAAACUUUUAUGCAUAUGGCAUCAACUGCUGCAGCCAUCGCGGGAAUUUCAAUUGCGACGAUGCCCGGAACCCCUCAGCACACCAUGGCAUGCUCUUGCCAGAUCCAUCAGAUGUUCUCCCACCGCUUUUGGCGGACAUCUCCAUGGGACCCAGUGCUGACGACCUUCAAUCUGCUGUGAAGCUGCAGCAGGCAGCUUACAGCAGGACAACCGAGAGGCAAGGCAAGCAGACUUUCGUUCAAUAUGUUGCAGACCCUUUGAAGGUACAAGUAGCCUACAUCGACUCAGCUGUAGUUGCAGGUCUGAUUUGCUCAGUCCUGUUCUUCAUGGGACUUUGCUUUUCAGUAUCUCUGAUGGUCCUUGGUACCAAGACAGUAGGUUCGUUGCUGGGCCGUUUAGUUGUAUGACGUGAAGUACCAGUAGUGAAAGGAGCAAGAUCAAAACACUGGAUGCGAGCUCGGGAAAAAAAGGGUUCAGGA